UCUACUAUCCUCUGGUAGGAUUCAUUUUUCUCUUCUUCUUCUAUUUCUCUAAUUUCCUCUGGUAGGAAUACAGUACGCUUUUUUACACUCAACACUCUUUUGUCCCCUUUUCGAAAUGCGUCUUAUCAACACUGUUUCAAUCGCCCUUACCUUGGCAGCAGCAAGUACUCUCGCAGCACCUUCUUCAACAAAAUGUUCUUAUGAAAGUGACAAAGUUCAUUUGAGCUGCAUUGACGCAGAACAUUAUGCUCGUGACGUUGAAGUGACUUACGAUAUGACAAAGCGUAGUCACGUUGAACAAUUUUUACGUCGAUCUGAUGCAAUUGAAGCCUUGACACGUGGUAUGGAUGAAGACAGUCAGUUACAAGAAAGAGCAGAUGUGACCGGUCAAGGCAAUAACAUCGGUAAUUAUUGCAACUUUGGAAAUGGUAACGUUGGACGUGCGAACAAUGCUCAAUUCAAAUGCGAUCAAGAAGGUACCCCUUUGUACGGCCCUCAUCCCACACCAAAAGUGAUCGGAGCUGCAAACUUGAACGAUCGCCGUAGCAAUGGUGACCUUGACGUAAGUGCUGCUCCUGGUGUAAAAACAUAUGAAACAAACACAGGUGCAAACACCAAUACCGGUCAAGGUAACAACGUUGGAAGAGUUGUGAACUUUGGAAUGGGUCGUCGUGAUUCAAUUCAAGGUAAUGUUAGCGGUGAUGGUAAUAAUGUACAAAAUCACUGUUUGUACGGCAACAACGGUAAAAGUAAACGUGAUGGCAACCCAUCCGCUCAAAUGUCUUGCACACAAACUCAAUCUCCAAUUUACGGUCCAAAUGGUGGCUCAGUGACUAUUAUUGGAGCUAGAAGCUUUUCUUUUGGCGAUGUUGAUGAUGUGGUGGAUUAUCAUGUUGCCCGUUCAUUCUUGCCACAUGCAAGCCCAUUCGCUGCUCGUGAAGAAGUUUGCUCUGGUGUGCCUGUUGGACCUGUUGGCGCUCAAGUUACUUAUGUCACCCGUGGCUUACCUACCGAGCCAACUCCAGGUUUCGCACAAAAACGCUCUCCAACUGGUUCUUACAAUGCAGCACGUUCUAUCAACACACCUUCUGCCACUAAGCCAGAAAAGCGUUGCAUCAACACUCCUAUUGCACCACAAGCACCAACUGUUUCAUACAUUUCUAAAGCUGAUUACAAGAAGGAGCACGGUCAGUGAAUGUUCUUUUUUCGUACUUUGUCUCUUUGUAUUGAUUUCUUAUGCGCGUAAUACACUGUCGUUCC
Molecule: messenger RNA, 1260 nt
Organism: Meira miltonrushii
Lineage: Eukaryota; Fungi; Basidiomycota; Exobasidiomycetes; Exobasidiales; Brachybasidiaceae
Exons: 1
Coding region: 116-1195 (359 amino acids)
Source: RefSeq, a predicted model, not a curated record